Moneuplotes crassus is the source of this 700-nucleotide messenger RNA. The record is from the annotation of a GenBank genome assembly. NCBI's taxonomy places the organism in Eukaryota, Ciliophora, Spirotrichea, Euplotida, Euplotidae.
CCAUGGGAUGCAAGGCAAGCCAAGAAGAAGUAAAAAGGCCUGGAAAAGGACCUGCACGGAAGAAGACUCUCCAACAUUAUGAUCCUGAAGGAGUUAUUGAGGAAAUCUUACCAGAUAAAUACACUGGAGAAGGGAGUAAAUAAGACUAAUGGCUAUCUUUGUCACCUUAAGCCUGAUCAGCUAAAUGAAAAAUAGAAGAGAGUUUUGGAAAGAGAAAUUAAGAAUAAACCAUGAAGUAUGGUUCAUCAUUAAAGAAGCCAUCCAGUCUGAUCUUGCACAAUGAGAUGCAUUACUCUCCGUAGCAGGAUUUAAAUGAGAGAAUGGGACCGUUGAUAGGCUCAUUGAUCCCAAAGGUAAUAAGCAUGAUGUCCCAAUUUGGUUAAUAAACAAACCUAUAAACUAUUCUGCAAGCUAUCAUGCUGAGAAAUUACGUGAGAUAGAGAGACCUUCUGUUCCCGAAGGAAUUGAAGUUAAAAUUCUUGACUCCAAAACUAGUACCAAGCAUGAAUACACAAUUUCGAAUAGUGAAGACUGAAGCGAACUAAAAAGGAUCUAUGGAGAAGAAUAUGAUUGUUCUGAUAUCUCUAAGAUCAGACUCUUCUAUCUGGGAAAAGAAAUGGAAAAUGAUGUCUGUAUCAAUUCUUACAAUAUCAAGAGCAAUAUAUACAUCUGAGGCUUAGUAAUAGAUGAGUAAGUAAAG